AGAUUAUUGUCAGUGGUUAAAUAUUUUUCAAGAUAAGUAAACGUACCAUGAGUUUUAACAACAAAGUGGUCAUAGUGACUGGCGCGAGUUCCGGCAUUGGAGCUGCUACUGCGGUACUGUUUGCUAAAGAAGGCGCUCGCGUGGUGAUGGUGGGCAGAAAUGAGAGCAAGCUGAGCAAGGUCGUCGAGCAGUGCGCCCGCGGCGGACAUGCGCCGCUCGUCAUCAGGGCUGAUGUCGCUAAUGAUGACGAUGUCAAGAGAAUUGUCGAUGAAACUAUCAAUAAGUUUGGAAAGAUUGACGUCUUGGUUAACAACGCUGGAAUGGGUGUUUACAGUGGUAUCAUGAAAAAAGGUGGGAAUAUAUUAAAAGCAUACGAUGAAACAAUGGCAGUGAACAUGCGUGCAGUUGUUCAUCUUACCACUUUAGUUGCCCCUCACCUUGUCAAAACUAAAGGCAAUAUUGUGAACAUAUCUAGUAUAGUAGGAAAAAUGACACCAAAAACGAAGAAUAAUAUAUCUUAUAGUGUUUCUAAAGCUGCGUUAGAUCAUUUCACUCGUGGUGCUGCUUUAGAGUUAGCAGCUUCAGGUGUAAGAGUGAAUGCAGUUAGUCCAGGUCCAGUCAGAACAGAUUUCUUGGAAAAUGCAGGCUUAUCAGGAGUCUCCUGGGAUAAUGUGGGUACAUAUGUUCCACUUAAGAGAUGCUCUGAACCUGAAGAAAUUGCUGAAAUUAUACUAUAUUUAGCAAGCGAUAAGGCAAAAGGCAUCACUGGAUCGGAUUUUGUUUCUGAUAAUGGCAGUCUUUUACAAUUUAAUGUGCCGCAAUAAAAACAUUACAUUUGUAAA
Messenger RNA from Galleria mellonella (greater wax moth), 842 nucleotides. RefSeq names its product 3-oxoacyl-[acyl-carrier-protein] reductase FabG-like. The transcript has a single exon. The record is from RefSeq and is a predicted model, not a curated record. Lineage: Eukaryota; Metazoa; Arthropoda; Insecta; Lepidoptera; Pyralidae. The coding region runs from base 48 to 824 and encodes 258 amino acids. Gene Ontology annotation, molecular function: oxidoreductase activity.